Molecule: messenger RNA, 2076 nt
Organism: Ceutorhynchus assimilis (cabbage seed weevil)
Lineage: Eukaryota; Metazoa; Arthropoda; Insecta; Coleoptera; Curculionidae
Source: the annotation of a GenBank genome assembly
AUGGAAUCCGAAAAAGCGUGUCAAAAUGUAAAACCCGAUGAAACCAGUGAGGAAAAUGUGAUUAAUAAUAAUAACAACGAUGUUCCAAAAGUUGUUGGUGAAGAUUCAGCCCCAAAGGCUGUAGAUGAUCUGCAAGAAGCCAUUGAAAUAAAUAAUAGUGAUAGGCUGCCAGCUGAUGACGAAAAGGAAGGUCAGGAAAGUAAAGCGUCAGUUGUAGAUGUUCCACCUCCAGUAGUAGUACGAAAAAAACAAAGACAAAAAAGGCGAAUUCAACAUGGAGGGGCUAAAAGAGAAUCUACUCCUAUCAGAUAUCUUGGAGAUAUUUCAGGUGAUGAAAUGACUGUGGCUGAUAGCGAAAUAGUUAAAGAUGAGAAAAGUCCUCAUGUUAAUGGAAAGGAAUGGUCAUCAAGUAGCACAAGUGAGAAUAUCAGCCGUCAAGGAAGUUUUCGAAAAGAUCAAGCUAAAAAAGGAAGCAUUUCUGAAAUAGCCCAACAAGAACUUGUGACAUUGUAUAACAAAACAAAAAAAUCACUAACAGCAGCCGCUCAAAGAGGCCGAGAAAGGUUUAGAAAAUACGAACAACAAUUGUCUAAAAGAAGCCAGUCAGCACCACAGAAAUUUGUUGAAGAGUUGCAAGAGAGUUUGGAAAAAGUGCAAAAAAUUGAGUAUCCUUUGAGAAGGAAAUAUUCUGAUUCGAAUUUUCCUGUUAGUGUUAAUGGUUCGUUUAGAAGUGUCAGUCCACCACAAAUACUACGCAACAGAAGAUGUACUAAACGAGCUACCACUCCUAAAAUAAUCGAAGUCUUGGAUCCAAAAACUUCGAAUGUGGUCCAAAGAAAAUCCAUUGGGCGUGUAGGCGGCGUAGGAAAAACACCGAGAUACAUUGUUUCCUUAAAAGUAGCUUCAAUUAAGGAUAUUCCGCGAAAUUUUCAAAUCCACAAACAGCAAUUCCAUCGAGAUUACACUAAGUUGAAACAAACAUUCCGAAAAUGCUGCUUGGAACUUUUCCUUAUUAUGAUCUUCUGUGGCCUAGGAGGAAUUAUGUUUAAGUUUACUGAAGGUACCUUCGAAACGUACUACAAAUGCGGCGUAAAACGGGUGAAAAGAGAUUUUAUCGAUCUUUUAUGGUCGAAAAGUCAUAAUUUAAGGGAGGACGAUUGGAAAUCGUUAGCUCGUAGUAGAUUAAGAGGGUUUGAGGAAGAGUUACAUAACGCUCACGAGGCGGGUAUGACAGAUUAUAGCGGGAUGAGGUCCUGGAGCUUUUUAAAUGGGAUUAUUUAUUGCUUGACGAUAGUGACAACUAUUGGUUAUGGACAUAUGUUUCCCAAAACUAACACAGGCCGAGCCCUUACCAUCGUAUACGCUCUCAUAGGAAUUCCAUUAUUUCUGAUAGCUCUAACAGAUUUUGGCAAGCUCUUCACGAGAGGCAUAAAAUUUGUCUGGUCUUUCAUUAGACGUCUUUACUAUACAGGAAGUUGUCGGAAAGUACGGAAAAAUUCUGGAGUUGAUGAUAUUUUCAAAGGCGCCCAAAACCUUUACGACUACGCCACUUUCAAAAGACCAUCACUAUUUGAUCCAAAUACCCCAAAUCUUGGAGAUGCCGAAAGCCAACAUCAAACCACUGAUACUCCUACAACUCCAGCAAUAUCAAAUUUUGAAAUUGAUGAUGAAUUUAAUCUACCGAUUUCUGUAGCACUCUUCAUCUUAGUUUCUUACAUCUUCUGCGGAGCUGUAAUGUACAUGGUCAUAGAAAAAUGGAACUUCUUCGAAGCGUUUUAUUUUGUAUUUAUUUCCAUGUCAACAAUUGGCUUUGGUGAUUAUGUACCUAGAGAUCAAGUAUUUAUGAUCGUUUCCAUUGUAUAUUUAGUUUUUGGAUUAGCUUUGAUGUCUAUGUGUAUUAAUGUAGUUCAAGCUAAGCUAAGUGAUACUUUCAAAAAAGCAUCUUCGAAAAUAGGAGCUACCAUGGGGCUUCAAGUGGAUGAAGAAGACAGUGUCAUUACGGCAACUCCGCAAAAUAUAGAAGAAGUUACGCCGGUGCAGGUCGAGACUACAGAUGAACGAUCGAGUGAUGCAUAA